CUAGAUUGGAAUGUGAAUGGCUGUCUGUCUGUGGAUGAACCUUGAGUAGCAGCUGUUAAUUACUAGAAAGGUCUUGAUUAAAAUUCCAUGGAUCAUCAUGGGGUGGUAGCAUAUAUUUUAUUUUGAUUAUAAAAUGUAGAAUGUGUUCUCACUCAUAACCAUUACUUUGUAAAUACAGUAUAUUGAAUAAUCAUUGUGUAUGUAAUUACUGUAAUAUAUUGUUUGAUUGUAUUAAUUGCAGCCUGUAGACGAAGGGCCAUCAUUUAGUGAAUUUCGACCAACUGCAAUGUCAACACCGAAGAAGAAAGCUGCACAUUUGCAAGGUGCACUGGACACUACCAUGGACAUCCAUGAUACAAGUGGAGAAAGUAUAGUAUCAAAGGGGCUUGAUUUGUCCUACAUUCAAUCAAGAAGCUCAGACAGUACAAGCGAUGAGCCAGAUGAUGUAGUAGACGACAUUAUUUCAUCCAAGAAAUUUAUAGUCUUUGAGAAAAACCUUGAACAAUUGAUGAUGUGCAGAAAUACUACAUGCCAGGCAGGAACACCAAUUGUUAGUAUAAACAAUUCAUUUAAAGGGAGUGCUGUAAUAUAUGCCGGUUACAUAAAUGGGCACCCAUUCCAUUGGGAGUCACAGCCUAUUGCUGGUUCCAGAUAUGCUGGGAAUAUAGCCUUAGCAGCCUCAACCUUGAUUACUGGGAAUACCCAUUCCACAAUGUCAGAGGAAAUUUUAGAAACUGUAAAUAUACAGACUCUAAAGAAGUCAACCUUCUAUGAAAUUCAAUCACAACUGUUGCUUCCAACAAUUGAGGCCAUGUACACUGCUCACAUUGAAGAUGUUCAAAACCGUUACGUCAAUCGACCAACCAGAAUCACAGUAGCAGGCGAUUGCAGGCAUGACUCACCAGGCCAUAAUGCUACUUAUGGAACAUAUUCAGUUAUGGAUGUGGGUCCAUACAGAUAUAAUCUUAGCUUCAAAAACAUUGUCUGUCGAUGAAACAGAUGUGAAAAACUCCCAUCACUUGGAGAAUGAAGGAUUGAAAAGAUGCCUAAAUGAACUGAAGGAUCACCAAGUUUCUAUACAUACGUUGGCAACUGAUCGCCACCCGAUGGUAAACAAGACGAUGAGAGAACAGUAUCGUCAAAUAAACCAUGAAUUUGACAUCUGGCAUCGGGCCAAAAGCUUGCGUAAAAAACUCUCUGCAGCAUCGAAAAAACACAAAGACAUGCAGCAAUGGGAAAAGUGUGUUGUAAACCAUUUCUGGUGGUGUUGUGAGACUUGUGAAGGGGAUGUUACCCAAUUGUUGGAGCGAUGGCAAUCUGUGCUAAGACAUAUUGUAGAUGUCCAUGAAUGGAGGUGUGCAACUAAGUUCUUCAAGUGUGCACAUGGAGAACAGGAACCAAAAGCAUUGCUUGAGGCAGGAGGUGAUGCUCAUAAAGCACUUCAGUCAAUAGUAAUGGAAAAGAAAUUUCAAAAAGACAUGAAGCUGGCAACUGCCUUCUGCCAUACAGGUAACCUAGAAGGGUUCCAUAGUAUGCUGCUAAAGUAUAUGCCCCAAGAGGUCCAUCUUCAACCACGAAGGAACCAUUGCAAGAGGACUUCUUGCAGUCUUGGACAAUAAUAUGACUGCAGAUAGAGGAUACGCCACUUCAUGUGGAGGUGAACUGAAGUAUGCACCGAGGUGGUCCAAAAGGUCGAAAAUAUAUAAAGGGUAUAAUUGUUGUAUGAUUACCGUAUAUUUGACUCUGUGUUUUUAUUACGAGCUAGUGUGAGAGGCUAAUCGUAACAGGUCCAAAAGGUCGAAAACAUAUAGCGUGUACAAAAUAAAAGCACCAAAAGACUAUACAUUCCGAGAUGAUCUGAUAAAAGGCGUGUUUGAUUGAGCUAUGAGUGG
This is a messenger RNA of Anneissia japonica, 1892 nucleotides long. RefSeq lists its product as uncharacterized. The coding region runs from base 894 to 1619 and encodes 241 amino acids. The record is from RefSeq and is a predicted model, not a curated record. The transcript has 5 exons. NCBI's taxonomy places the organism in Eukaryota, Metazoa, Echinodermata, Crinoidea, Comatulida, Comatulidae.